CGACAACGGCGAAACUUUAGUCGGUGCCAGUAUUUCAGACCGUUACGACAGCUUGCGUUCUCGAGCCGCUCUAGAGGAGAAAAUAAAAGGACCCGCAGAGAAAUUUCUUCGCCAGGACAUCCCCUUCAGCAAGCCGGAAGGUUCUAAACCGCCAACUCAUUUGCAACUGCCAGGUGUCAGCCACGAUUAGUUAGUUCUGUGAGAGCAUGUGCCGAUUCUGAUUCGAGAGAACAGUGUUCAGUGAUUUUUGUUUGAGUGUUCAGCUGAGAGAGUCGACAAGCGUAGUACAAAUUAUCUACUAAGUCUAGUACCUGAUAAGAGCCACAUAAGCAGCAUAACAGCGCUAACUAUGUCAGCAUCACCAAUCGCACGCCAAGCCUGCAGCCACAUGCAGGCGAUUCCAUCCAAGAGAGUUCUGAUCCAUGACGCAUCCGAGCUACCGGCGUAUUACUCGUCCACACCCGGUGGCACCAUGUACUCAACCACACCAGGAGGAACUCGCAUUGUUUACGAACGGGCCUUCCUGAUGAAUUUGAAGAACUCUCCGCUCGCCCGCACCCCACCGUCUAACCUAAGCAAUCUACCUCACAACAUCCUGCGGAACAGCCCGAAUCGGAGCGCCAGCAAGCCCAAGACGCAACAGCAGUCCCACAACUCGCCGCCCAAGUACGAUGACCACCAGGAACAAUUCGACAUGGAUCUGUAGAGUUCGGGAGCGUUCCCGGGAAUAUUUUGUUAUCUUGAAUAAUGAAGUUCUACUCUAAGUUCACAAAUGAUAUAAACUUUAUAAGUUUAUUCUAUUUUCUCGUUUGUAAGUUUAAUGUUAAUGAAGCCGCUUCGCGAUGCCGGUUUGGUGACACAGCCGUUGCUGUUGAAUCAGGCGCGAAGACUGCUAUACUCUAUCGUCACUAAUCAUAGAUAAACCGAAGACAGGGUCGACCCGUCUUCCAAGUAUGUUUAAUAAAACCUAUUUUUUUCGUUUUUCGCGAGGAUAAUCAAUCCAUUUCAAUUGUGCUAAACAGUUCGGCUAUAAGCGCUAGAAAUUUGUGAUACUGGAUAACCUUAUCUACGGUAUGCUAUGCUUGGUGCCGUAGAUUGUGGAGUCCGCUUCUAAUGUUAGUUCCAUGAAGCAACAAUGCCUGUUAGUUCAGAGGACACCUAACCGAUUAAGUAUCGAACAGCUAGAUGUUACAAAACGAGUGGAAUUGAGCGUCUUUUUUCCUCAGACACUGAUCGUUUUAGUAGACGUUUGAGGACCAUUAUUUCAUUGUUUUGUUUUUAAUUUACAAAAAAUAUUUGUAGGAACGAGUAGAAAUAUUGCCAAUGCUGUAACAAUUCAAUAUCAGAUAGCAAUAGGCGGCAUCCACAAACAACCGCAGUUUGUUUUUAUGUGUAUGUAAGGAAUAUGAAAUUGAGAAAUAAAAUUGUUUCAACGUCUAGCAGAGUCCGCAGGGCGAAUCUAAAGAACCACAAUUGUAGAAGCACGUUGGAAUGAUAUUUUAAUAUAGAAACUAUGAUUAAAUAA
Toxorhynchites rutilus septentrionalis is the source of this 1525-nucleotide messenger RNA. RefSeq names its product eukaryotic translation initiation factor 4E-binding protein (gene Thor). Lineage: Eukaryota; Metazoa; Arthropoda; Insecta; Diptera; Culicidae. Bases 350 to 706 code for a protein of 118 amino acids. Gene Ontology annotation, biological process: negative regulation of translational initiation. Gene Ontology annotation, molecular function: eukaryotic initiation factor 4E binding. Gene Ontology annotation, cellular component: cytoplasm. The transcript has 2 exons. The record is from RefSeq and is a predicted model, not a curated record.